UAAUCACAACUAUUUUCGGGGUGCAGGAAGCUCAGCAACACGAGUGAAAAAUACAUGUGAAACUUAACAGGGUUACAAAGCUGUAGAUGCUCAGUUCGCUUUUCCUGAACUCAACUGCGGUUUUUAUUUUUCCUUUAUAUGUUUACUACGUCUGUUGCAGGUAUAGUAUAGCAUGCGGAAAGCAGUUUCGUUGUUGCAAACACGCGUUUUCCGUCGAGUCAAAUGAAAUUUGCAUUGGACUUCCUUAAGCCUUUUUUCCCAUAGGUGAUUAUGCUUGCUGUGAAUAAGAAAGCACUGGCUAUUUUGCUGGUGGUCUUGCCACUCUUAUUCAUUUUUAUUCACCACUGGGGCUCAGGGUCCGUUACCUCAAUUGACAUUCAAGGAAAAGAUUCUUUAAAAGAGCUUCUGGAGAAGAGGACACAGCAGGCGAAAUAUGUAAAUGACAAUAUUCCUUACAGCAUCAAAGACAGCAUCUCAAAAACUCUUGCCAUUAAUGGAUGUGUCUGUGAAAGCAACAAACCACCCAUCAAUUUACCCUUUGCUCAGCUACUGUUCCCUCAGGUAUCAGCUACCCAGCUACAUACCAUGUUACAAGAAUCGGACCUGCCAAGAGCAAAACAAUAUAGAGAUAAGGAGUACCAGAGCUUCCGUAAGAGGACUUAUACAGCUGCAGAUUCGCUGAUCUUAGCUGAAGCCAACAGCCCUCUUCAGUACCCUACUCAAGGUGUGGAGGUUAGACCGACAAGGACUAUUCUAAUCCCAGGUUUGAGUCUAAAGGAAAUAUCCAGAGAGGGUCCCUAUGUGGUGGAUCUAAUUGCAACAAUGGGAACAUUUGAUACUUCAGCGCUGGUGAAUGGAGUGCAAAUCAGUGGAGAAGGAGAGUUGCACAUUACUUUUGUGAGCGAAUCGCUGGCUUUGCUAAACAGACAGCUGCAGUUUGUCACCUACACAAACACACUGUUUCACCCCAACACAGCAGAUGUAGUGCAAUUUGAAACGCCUGGUUUCAAAGCAACAUUUACUAUUAGGAUCAGACAUCCACCAAUGCCUAGAUUCUUCAUCCCCGGACCCAAAAAAGACUACACUGUCAGCAAUCUGGUCACCAUUGCUACCAAAACAUUUCUACGCUAUGAUAAACUUCAAGAUUUGAUCGACAGCAUUCGACAGUUCUACCCCACUAUAACUAUAGUUAUAGCUGAUGACACCAAAGAUCCAAAACCUGUAAAAGGCCCUUACAUUGAACAUUAUCUCAUGCCAUUUGGGAAGGGCUGGUUUGCUGGUCGAAACCUGGCCGUCUCUCAGGUGACAACCAAGUAUGUGCUUUGGGUGGAUGAUGAUUUCAUUUUCACCUCAAACACUAAACUUGAAAAAAUGGUGGAUAUUUUGGAGACAACCACUUUGGACCUGGUGGGAGGUGCAGUCAGGGAAGUGACUGGAUACACUACCACCUAUCGGCACAUCGUCACCACAGAUCCAGGUGAUAAGGAGGGAGACUGCUUACACAUGAGGAAUGGAUUUCAUCAUGUUAUCGAGGGAUUUCCCAAUUGUGUGGUUGCAGAUGCUGUCAUUAAUUUUUUCAUGGCUCGCACAGAGAAAAUACGACAAGUGGGUUUUGACCCACGUCUGGCUCGGGUUGGUCAUUUAGCAUUUUAUAUCGAUGGGCUUGGCUCCCUCCAUGUGGGCUCUUGUGAUGAUGUCAUCGUUAGUCACGCAUCAAAGAUCAAGGCGAUGUUGCCAUGGGGACAGUCUGAUACUGACAAAGCCUAUGCGGCUUUUCGCUAUCCAUCCUCAGGAGAGCAAAAUGUAAAUGAGUAUGAUCUUUACUAUCUGAAGAACCAUUUUAAAUGUGUCACUAGUGAUUAGAUAUCUGCAUGGCAGCCACUCACUAAUGGAAACAUGAAAAUGACAGACAAAAGGGGGCACAUAAAAGUAGAUCUAAAGCAUCAAUCAAAUUCACUUUUAUGGAGACAACAUACUUUCUUGGGCAGGUGUGAAAUUUUCAUUUUUGGGUAAACCAUCCCUUUAAAGCCAUAAGCAUGCAGUAUUUUGCGGAAAAUGUUAGGGUGAAUUGCCCUAAAGUGAGACACUGCCUCGUGGGACAACUAAGGUCUAGGGUUUGUAGGCCC
Messenger RNA from Paramisgurnus dabryanus, 2126 nucleotides. It is a transcript of the gene b4galnt1a, whose product is annotated as beta-1,4-N-acetyl-galactosaminyl transferase 1a. Gene Ontology annotation, biological process: ganglioside biosynthetic process. Gene Ontology annotation, molecular function: acetylgalactosaminyltransferase activity. The record is from RefSeq and is a predicted model, not a curated record. Gene Ontology annotation, cellular component: Golgi membrane. NCBI's taxonomy places the organism in Eukaryota, Metazoa, Chordata, Actinopteri, Cypriniformes, Cobitidae.